AUGCCCCAGCAAAUUCGUUGGACUCCAUUUGGCAUCCCGUAUGUGGUGGAGUUCAACAACAUAUCGUUCACGCCUCGUAGAACGGUGUCUCCUUCAGAAGAUACACUCGCGAGCUUUCCUGCACCGGAGAAAUCUCCUUCUGUCUCGGAGCAAUCUCUGACCUACUCAUGCCCAUCUGCUACAAGCUCAACUUCUUCUUUUUGUCAUAUCUCGCAAUGUAUGCUAGAAUCCCCACUAAAGACUCGUUCAUCCAUUUCGCGCCUGGUAUCCUUAUCUCGUUCCGCGCCUGGUAUGCGCUCAGCGUCUUCAUUCUUCAAGCGGAAACACCAGAAUGCUCAUCCAAGCACACGCAAACCUUACUCGACAACCCAAAAUCCAUCCAGCAACCCAAUCGACACGUGGUGCUAUAUACCUGCGCACGUUCCCAAACCCCUUCCCCCCGUGCCUCAGCAAGAACCUGAAGGCAUCCAUGUGGACGGGCUCCACAUACAAUUCGCCACGCCCCCAUGCGAUCCACGUGCAUCAUCCCGAAGUCGACUUGUGCGUUUGCAAAAAACGAUCACUAGCGCUGUUGUCGAGGCAGGCAUGGAUACUCCCUCCGCACUUGAGGAACAGAUGGAUGUCUCGACAAAUGUUCCUGAUUAUCAUAGCCGCGACACACUGUUCCGCGGGACAUAUGGCCAGGUCAUGGUCGCUCUGAAAGCAGCAGGCCUUGUUGCAACGCCAUGUAUGGAGGGCGAUUUUGCAGGUGCUACGCGUUUGGGCGCGCUCUUUGUCGCACAUAGAUCCUCAGAGGAGAGGAAUGUGCAGCUAAGAAAGCUGACACUUUGGGGCUAA
Messenger RNA from Suillus subaureus, 837 nucleotides. RefSeq lists its product as uncharacterized. Lineage: Eukaryota; Fungi; Basidiomycota; Agaricomycetes; Boletales; Suillaceae. The transcript has 2 exons. Bases 1 to 837 code for a protein of 278 amino acids. The record is from RefSeq and is a predicted model, not a curated record.